UUCUUUCUGUCUUUUGACAGCUGCCUAAUGCCUAAAACGUUUUCUAAUCUGGCCAACCUGAAUUCUUUCUGUCUAUGAUGGGGGCUAAAUAUAGAAAGCCAGGGUUAACUGCACCAGCUCUUCUCUUUGCUCUGUGUCAACUCAACCUAUUACUACCAAGAUAGCAAGAGAAGUGGAAGCAUUGCAAGCCUGACAUCCUUCCUGAUCCACACGUACACACCGAGAUGGAACCGGCCAGCAUAAAAGAAGACCUGAAGCUCUAUCAGAGCACCCUGCUCCAAGAUGGCCUGAAGGAUCUUCUUAAGGAGAACAAGUUUAUUGACUGUGUCUUGAAAGUAGGGGACAGAAGUCUGCCGUGUCACAAACUCAUCUUGGCAGCAUGCAGCCCUUACUUUAGAGAACUUUACUUCUCUGAAGAUGACAAGGAGAAGAGCAGCCCAGGCAAGGAGGUGGUUCUAGAAGAUGUGGAUCCAGCCAUUAUGGACAUGAUUGUAAAUUAUCUCUAUUCAGCAGAAAUCGAUAUUACAGAUGAUAAUGUGCAGGAUGUUCUUUCAGUAGCGAACCAUUUACAGAUACCGUCUGUGUUCACGGUGUGUGUAAACUACCUGCAGAAGAAACUCUCUCUAGGAAGCUGUCUGGCAAUCUAUCGCCUGGGGCUAAUGAUGAAUUGUCCACGGCUGGCUAUGGCAGCAAGAGACUACAUCGCUGAAAGAUUCGAGAUUCUGUCCAAGGAGCAAGAUUUUCUGGACUUCAACCCCCCUGAACUUUUCGCAAUCAUAGGAAGUGAUGCUCUCAAUGUGGAGAAAGAGGAACUGGUGUUUGAGCUGCUAAUGAAGUGGAUCAAGAAGGACAAAGAGAACCGUUUGAAGCAUUUAGGCGAUGCCUUUGAGCACAUUCGUUUCCGAUUGCUCCCGGAAAAGUAUUUUAAAGAAAAGGUGGAAAAGGACGAGAUUAUCAAAGCUGAUCCUGAACUUGUAAAGAAACUUAAGCUCAUCAAAGAUGCUUUUGCUGGAAAACUCCCAGGAAAGGUAGAAGGGAAGGGGGAUGGAGAGAGCGCAAUGCCUGGAUAUUUGAAUGACUCCCAAAGGCUUGGCAUGUAUGCCAAGGACCUUAUCCUGAUGGUUAAUGACACGGCCGCAGUGGCUUAUGACCCCAUUGAGAAUGAAUGCUCACUAGCAGCAAUGGCUGAGCAGAUACCUAAAAAUCAUGUUAGCAUCAAUACCAAGAGGAAUCAACUGUAUGUUGUAGGUGGACUGUUUGUGGAUGAGGAGAAUAAAGACUCACCAUUGCAAUGCUACUGUUUUCAGCUGGAUCCUAUUAGUGCAGACUGGAUUGCUAUACCUCCAAUGCCUUCCCCCCGAUGUCUCUUUGGUCUGGGAGAAUAUGAGAAUCUAAUAUUUGCUGUUGCUGGCAAAGAUUUACAGACCAAUGGAUCUCUUGACUCAGUAUUGUGUUAUGACACCAACAAGAUGAAAUGGACCGAGACAAAAAAGCUUCCCCUGAGGCUACAUGGCCACAGUGUGAUCUCACAAAACGGCCUGGUCUACUGUAUAGGAGGAAAGACAGACGACAACAAAACCAUCAACAAGAUGUUUGCAUAUAACCACAAGAAGUCUGAAUGGAAGGAGCUAGCUGCAAUGAAAACACCACGGUCCAUGUUUGGGGCAGUUGUCCAUAAAGGAAAGAUUAUUGUUGUUGGAGGUGUGAAUGAGGAUACUCUUUUAGCAUCAUGUGAAGCCUAUGACUUUGGAACCAACAAGUGGGAAGCCUUCCCUGAGUUUGCACAGGAGAGAAGCUCAGUAAAUGUUGUCAGUGUCGAUGGAGAGCUUUAUGCAAUUGGAGGCUUUACCAUGGUAGGACAAGAUAAAGAGUGUGUUCCAUCAGAGAUCACAGACAUUUGGCAGUAUGAAGAGGACAAGAAGCAGUGGGCUGGAAUUUUGAGAGAGAUGCGUUAUGCAGCUGGUGCUUCCUGCGUUUCCAUGCGACUAAAUGCUGCAAAAAUGCCCAAACUGUAAAAAUAGCCCUGGUCUCUGUCGAGGGACAAUUUAUUUUAAGCCUAACUUGAUGAUUCCAGUUACAUGAAAAUAUAAUGUAGUAUUGAAUGAGCAUUAAGCAUACACCUAUUUUAGAGUUUAAGAUGAUUUCACAAGAAUGUCAAAUAUAUUCUAAUACACAACUAACAUUUACUUUUUUUUUAUGUUUUUGCUUAAAAACAUAUACAGUGGUGGCAAAAGUAUUAAGACAAUAUAUGCCAUGUAUUAGCACUCUUCCGGUGGAUAAAAUGGCUAAAACUCUGGAAUUUUCAACUUAUAUGGGUAUAUUCUAUAUCUUCAAGAAAGAAUCAACAGGCAUUGAGCAACUGACACCAGAUUACUGCAGACAUCUUAUUGACUCUAUUUACAUCUGGAUCCAGCAGGUCUUGAUGAAUAAGGACUUCAUACUAAAUAUUGAUUGUUGUAUAGCAAUUCCAUUGCAUAAAACAACAAAUGAUUCUUACCUUCAACCUACCUUGGUUACCAUUAUUAUUAUUAUUAUUUUUUUUUUUUUAUUAAAACACCAAAUUUCACUUUUGCUCAAUACUUUUGGCCACCACUGUUGUUGUUUAGGAUGGUCUUUCAGGUUGCAAAAUUAAGUUUUACUUUUGAUAUAUUAGGUAAUGUAUUACAGUAAUAAAAUGU
Clarias gariepinus (North African catfish) is the source of this 2678-nucleotide messenger RNA. RefSeq names its product kelch-like family member 41a (gene klhl41a). The transcript has 6 exons. The record is from RefSeq and is a predicted model, not a curated record. Bases 225 to 2015 code for a protein of 596 amino acids. Lineage: Eukaryota; Metazoa; Chordata; Actinopteri; Siluriformes; Clariidae. Gene Ontology annotation, molecular function: protein binding.